AUGACAGUUCAAAGAAGAACUCAGAGUUUAUCUAGUGAUGUCAAUGAACAAUUACAGAUUGCUGCUGCCAAGUUUAAGUACUUUCCUGUAGUAGCUGAUGCUUCAACAGCACAGCUGCUUUUGUUUGUUAGAGGAAUUUCUGAAAAUUUUGAAGUAACUGAAAAAUGUGUUGAAAUGAAUUCAACUAUCACUACUGACGGAGCUCCAGCAAUGAUUGGAAUUCAGAGUGGCAUGGUGAGUCUACUGAGAAACCAUUUGGAUGAUCGAUGCAAAGAUUUGCUUGGGCAAUUUAAGGAAAUUCUAGAACACACAGAUGCACCACAUAGUGAACUCAAAUAUUACUCUGAAGUAUGGUGGAUAAGCCUUGUAAAGGUUUUGAAAAGGUUUGCUGAUUUGAUUGAUGAGGUAAUACCAUUCCUUGAAGAAAAAGUUAAUCAAAAUGUAAAAAGAUUUAAUAUCCAGUUUGCACAACCAAGCGUAAGCUCUGAUCAAAAGUAUCAACAAAUGCUUCAAGACACUAAUGAAACUGGAAUGUGGCAUGUUGAUUCUAACCUAACAACAAUAAGAAAAAUGAAGAAGCCAACAAUUAGUGAAGUUUGCAGCUGGGUGAAAAAGUUAGGAAAUGGUGGGAAGAAAAAGGCUAUUAUAUAG
Molecule: messenger RNA, 651 nt
Organism: Stegodyphus dumicola
Lineage: Eukaryota; Metazoa; Arthropoda; Arachnida; Araneae; Eresidae
Source: RefSeq, a predicted model, not a curated record